AUGCCACCAAAGACUAAACAAGUUAAGCAAAUACCACCACAAAUAAAGAUAGAAGAAAAGGAAGAAACUAAAAUAAAUCAAACUCCUAAUAAUGGCAAAUCAGUUUAGAAGUAGUAAUAGUAAGCCAUGACUGAAAAACCUUAGCCUAAAAUAGAUAAAAAAUAGGCAGUAAAUUAGAAUAAGAAACAGAAGCCUUAAGAAGAGUAAAAGAUUUCAGAGAAAAAUCAAUAGAACUCAAUCAAAAAUAAGGAAAAAGAGAAGCCAUAGUCGUAGCAAGCCAAAAAGGAAGCUGCUAAAGGAAAGGAUUAGAGUCACUCAUAAAAAAGAGAGAAGUUAGCAUAAAUUCAUUCGUAGUAGUAUUCAUAGUAAAAUUAAUAUCAGUUUAAAGAUGAGAAAUACCCAAUUAAAUUAAUGUUAAAUGAUUUCUUAAGAUAAAAGCAAGGCAUUUUUAAAUCUGAGAUAAUUGAAACUGAUUGCUUGUAACUGGCCAUUUAAGAAACAUUUCCACUAUUUAUCUUAACAGAUAAUUAUCACUUCAUUAAUGCUUGCUUAUCAACUGAAUUAUGGGAGAAACUCAAAGUUAAGCAACUAAGCAAGACUAAACUCAAACUGUGCGAUAUGCUAAAUAUGAAACUGAAGAUCACCAAACUUCAACUGCAGCUAAGACAAGUAAACUCAAAGGAGAUAUUUACUAGUUUCGCCUCGCUAGAAGUGAGACUGAUUAUUCAUGAUACAGAGAUACUAUUCAAUGAGCAAUUCGCUAAAAGGAAGUUCACUAAUUCUGUGUUUAAAGAUGAGGAGAUAAGAACUCUGAUACAUAUGAAAUUCCAUCACUUAAUGAAGUAGCAUUUACAAGCAACUAAGACUGCAUUGCUAGUUAAUAUUCCCAAGAAGAUAUUUGAUAUAAAGAAAUAGAAGAAAGUUUCCAUAAUAGAUGUGAGUGUUUAUGUCUAGCCAGAUAAGCCAGAGGAAAAAAUAAUAGCAAACGAUGGAACUGUAAUCCCUUUUAAGUGGAUAAAUUAACAAGAAAACCUUGUGGAUAAUGUAAUAGAGAUCUCAGCUAUAAUGAUUCAGGAGAGAGGCUAGGACUAUUACAACAGUUUGGUUGAGAGACGAAAAAAGCAGGAAGAAAUGAAAAAGCAGAGAGACUAGCGAGAGUAAAGAUCUAGUACUCCUCCGAGAUAUCAUUAAUUCACAAGAUAGAAGGAGUACGCUGAUAAAAUUAAGAUCAAGCAUCAAGUCAAGAAGGAUAAGAAUAACUUAACAAUAGCUGCUGAGGAGCUCAAUUCAGCCAAUCUUUAAAUUAAAAAUCUAUCAACUUUUAAGUUAAAAUCAACUGAUAAAAUCAGAGUUAAAGAGGAAAAUGAAAAGAAGUUAUAGCCACUCAUCAUGAGAGAUGACACAAUCAAAAGAGACAUGAAGGGCUUCUAUGACAGCACUCAUGAUUUCAGCAUACCUUUGAUUAAAGGAACCUAGAGUUUGAAAUCUAACUAAGUUACUACAAAGCCCUUGUCACUCGAACAGUAAGUUGAGCUAAGGAAUAUUAUCAAGGAGGACUCUUCUUAGAGUCCUGUGAAAGAAAUAUUUAUACUUAAGGGGAAUGAAAAAGAGCCUAUUAGUAAAAGUAAAGAGUUGCCUAAGAUUUAAAAUGAAUAGAUAGAUGAAGAAUCUAAUGAAGAAGAAUCUGAUGUAGAGAUGGCAGAAGAAUAGGGAAAUAAUGAUUAGCAUGAUAGCGAGGAGGAAGAAGAAGAGGAAGAAAAUGAAGAAGAGGAAGAAAACGAAGAAGAAGAAGAUGUUGAAAUGGAAAAUUAGGAUGAAGUAGAACAAGAUUAAAUGCUGUAAAUAAAUAAAAAUUAACCAAAACCAGAUGCUGGAGAAGAAAUAUAAUCGAAUAAUGAAGAAGAUGAAAAUGCUAAUGAUGAUGAAGGAGGAAAAAGUGAGGACGAAAGUGAAGGUGAAGAUGAAGAUGAAGAAGAGAGUGACAUUGAAAGUAAUUAGAAUAGUUCUUCCUAGUCUAAAGAAAGCACUGCGUAAAAAUAUGACUCCAAAGAUCCAAUUCUUCUAUAAUCUUAAAACCUAUAAUCAUAAUCAAAAUAAAUUCACCAGACUAAGAUUUAAAGUGACGAAGAAUAAUCUUAAGUAGUGGAUAUAGUUGAAGAGUCAAGUGAUGAUCAGAUCUAGAUAACUAGAAAUAGAUCUAAUUAGUCAAGCAUAAAGUCUUCUCCAGAGUCUUAGACUUUAAAAUAGAUUAACUUGAAAGAUAAAAGAGAUGAGAAACUUAAUGAAAAGUAAUAAACAAAGAAUAAUUACAAUCAAAAGCAAUAACCUUAGUAUAUUCAAAAAUAGCAGUAGUAAUAGCCAAUUAAAACUGAGGUUCAAAUUAAAUUAGCAAUCGUUAAAUAAAGAAAAUUUUCAAUCUAAAUCAAUAUCAACUCUAAGUAAAAUGAGUCAAAAGAUACCCACAAACAAAAAUGUGGAAAAAACAUUACAGUCUAAUAUUUAAAGAGAUGA
Stylonychia lemnae is the source of this 2511-nucleotide messenger RNA. The record is from the annotation of a GenBank genome assembly. NCBI's taxonomy places the organism in Eukaryota, Ciliophora, Spirotrichea, Sporadotrichida, Oxytrichidae.